AUGGCUGUUAGUGGAAGAAGAUCGGAUAGUGAUGACACGCCAGUAGAUGUUGACACUCUUUUAGAUAAUAUUGAGGCACCAGAAGAAUUUGACUGGCGAGACAAAAAUGUUGUGACUGAUGUCAAAGAUCAACAAGGUUGCGGUGCUUGUUGGGCGUUUAGUUCUACAGGUGCUGCAGAAGGCCAGUAUGCUAUAAAACAUUCGGAAUUGCUUUCUUUGUCAGAAAAGCAGCUGAUUGACUGCUGGGAUCAAAGCGGAGGUUGCACAGGCAAUGCUCCAGAUAGGGGACUUAAUGCCGCAGCUAAAAUGGGUGGUUUUAUGUUGGAAAGGGAUUAUCCAUACAAGCCAAGUCAAAAUAAAUGUUCGUUUCAAAAGAACAAAGUAGCAGUGCGAGUUAAGGGUGGGCGCACCGUGACAGUGGAUGACGAGGAAAAACUCAAGGAUUUGGUUUAUCAGACAGGUCCUGUUUCGACUGGGUUCUACGCGAACAAAGAGUUUAGCUCGUACAGAGGUCAAAUGUACGACGGUAAAGGUUGUCCGAAAGGAAAGAAACCCAACCACGCUAUGCUCAUCGUAGGUUAUGGUGUUGAGAACGGAACGCCAUAUUGGAUGAUAAAGAACUCUUAUAACGUUCAUUGGGGAGCUAACGGAUACCUGAAGCUAAUUAGAGGCGUAAAUGCUUGUUCUCUUUUAAAUUAUACUGCUGUAGCUGAAGUCGAAUGA
Molecule: messenger RNA, 723 nt
Organism: Papilio polytes (common Mormon)
Lineage: Eukaryota; Metazoa; Arthropoda; Insecta; Lepidoptera; Papilionidae
Product: pro-cathepsin H-like
Exons: 5
Coding region: 1-723 (240 amino acids)
Cellular component (GO): lysosome
Molecular function (GO): cysteine-type endopeptidase activity
Source: RefSeq, a predicted model, not a curated record